Molecule: messenger RNA, 813 nt
Organism: Aspergillus puulaauensis
Lineage: Eukaryota; Fungi; Ascomycota; Eurotiomycetes; Eurotiales; Aspergillaceae
Product: MutS protein msh5
Exons: 3
Coding region: 1-813 (270 amino acids)
Source: RefSeq, a predicted model, not a curated record
AUGGAUUCAACUAAGAGAAGACGAACUGCAUAUCGCUCCCAGGUAUCAGAGGGUGGUUUUCCCGACAUUUCGUCUUCCCUUCACGAUGGUGAUGAUAUCCCCUCUACAUUUGUUCCACCGGCUAGCCCCUUGCGGACCCCAAGACAAAGACGAGCUCGAGCUAGCAGCGUAAUGAGAAGGGACGCUGUGUUUAUCGGGCAGUCCGCAGAAGAUGACAUUGAUCAGAUUAUAGCGGCCAUUGACAUGAAGGACGGGGGAACAGUUGGCUGCUCAUACUAUUCUGCCCAGGAGAAACGGUUAUAUUUGCUGGGAGAUAUACAGCAUUCUAACUCCGAGAUUAUCGAGACUCUGAUUCUCCAAAUAAAGCCGACUGUUCUCUUGACGUCGACACGCAUUGACCACGGCAGCAACAGACAACUUUCGGAACAUGAAAAUGGUGCUCGUCCCUACCUCCCCUACCAGCUCGAUGUGCGUCCAUCUCAGGAGUUCAACCCUUCAAAUGCGAAAAAUAAGUUAGUAGCAUUGGAGAUAUCGUCAAGACAUGAAGAAAGCUUCAAGUUUCUCGUACCCCACAAUGGCCUUGUCGAUACAGGUCAAAUGGACUUAGAAAAUAUGGACUUCACCUUGGAGGAAGGCAGACACUUACACAUGGCUAGUUUUCUCGAUCUGGACAACAAAGUAACACUUGGUUGUGCUGGAACUAUUCUCACCUACCUACAACGACGAAGGUCUUCUGAUUUGGUAUCAGGCACAGACUCGGGACUUUACCAAGUGACAUCUUUCGAAAUGUCUACCUUAAGUGGGACGAUGUGA